This is a messenger RNA of Neopsephotus bourkii (Bourke's parrot), 412 nucleotides long. It is a transcript of the gene CUNH19orf25, whose product is annotated as chromosome unknown C19orf25 homolog. NCBI's taxonomy places the organism in Eukaryota, Metazoa, Chordata, Aves, Psittaciformes, Psittacidae. The record is from RefSeq and is a predicted model, not a curated record. The coding region runs from base 56 to 376 and encodes 106 amino acids. The transcript has 2 exons.
AUCCGCUCAUCCUCCCCCCCCCGACACCAGCCCCCACGCAUGAAGCGGCCUCGUGAUGAGCGCUAAGGCCAAGCGGGUGCUGCCCACCCGGCCUGAGCCCCCCACCGUGGAGCAGAUCCUGGCCGACGUUCGGGGCACCCACCCGGCAGACCCCGUGUUCCUGCUCCCCGCGGAGCCUCAGCGGGAGCACGGCCUGUGCGCAGGCCCCGCUGCGGAGGAGAGGGAGCGGCUGUACCGGCAGAGCCGCUCCUACGUGGAGAUGCACCAGUGGCUGGAGGAGUCCCGGCAGCGGCUGCGGGAGCAGCGCCAGGAGCUGCAGCGGGCGGGCGCGGCGCUGGAGCGCGGCAUUGCCGACAUGAGGCAGAAAGCGCUCUGAGGGGCUGCUGCUCCCGGUGCUGGAGCAUCGCCCUCG